UUCAGCAGACUGUGCCUCAUAAAAGAUCAAACUGAAAAGGUCUCAUCUCUGAAAAUGCAAGCUGAGGAAUACAACCGUAGAGGUAAGGAGAUGGUGGACUACAUCACACAGUACUUGUGCUCCAUCAGGGAGAGGAAGGUCAUUCCAGAUGUGAAACCAGGCUUCAUGCGAGAGCUUCUUCCGGACACUGCACCAACAGAACCAGAGGACUGGGAAAACAUCUUCAAUGACAUUGAGAAAGUCAUAAUGCCUGGAGUAGUUCAUUGGCAGAGCCCUCACAUGCACGCCUACUUCCCCAGUCUGACUUCGUGGCCCUCAAUGCUUGGGGACAUGCUAGCUGAUGCCAUCAACUGUGUUGGAUUCACUUGGGCCUCGAGCCCAGCUUGUACAGAACUGGAGAUGAAUGUGAUGGACUGGCUGUGUAAAGCCCUGGGGCUGCCUUUCUUCUUCUUGCAUAAUCAUCCUGACAGUAGAGGUGGAGGCAUGCUGCAGAGCACAGUCAGUGAAAGCACACUAGUUGCUCUGCUGGCAGCGAGGAAAGACAAAAUUCUCCAGAUGAGGGCUGAACUGGAAAAGGACGUGGAUGACUCAGUCCUCAAUUCAAGACUCAUUGCUUACGCUUCAGAUCAGGCUCAUUCCUCAGUUGAAAAGGCAGGUCUGAUCUCCUUGGUGAAGAUCAGGUUUCUGCCCACUGAUGAGCAGUUAUCUCUUCGAGGAGACACCCUGAAACAUGCCGUUCAAGAGGACAGGAGGCUGGGACUCGUCCCUUUCUUGCUGUGUUCAACUUUGGGAACUACAGGAGUGUGCGCCUUUGACAAACUCUCCGAACUGGGACCAGUUUGUGCAGAAGAGGGACUCUGGCUUCAUGUAGAUGCUGCGUACGCUGGCUCGGCCUACUUCUGUCCGGAGCUCCGCUGGUCCCUGGAGGGCAUUGAAUUUGCACACUCUUUUGUCUUUAAUCCCUCCAAGUGGAUGAUGGUUCAUUUUGAUUGCACGGCCUUCUGGGUAAAGGAUAAAAACAAGCUGCACCAGACCUUCAGUGUUGACCCUGUUUACCUUCGGCAUGAAAACUCACAAGGAGCCACAGACUUUAUGCACUGGCAAAUUCCUCUCAGCCGACGUUUCCGAUCCCUCAAGCUCUGGUUUGUCAUGCGCUCCUUUGGGCUAAAAAACCUCCAGGCUCAUAUAAGACAUGGGAUUGAGAUGGCAAAACUCUUGGAGUCUAACAUACGGAAUGACUUAAAUUUUGAGGUUCCUGCUGAGAGGCACCUCGGCCUGGUGGUGUUCUGUCUGAAAGAAGGAAAUGACUCGACCCAGGAACUGCUAACGAGACUGACCCGUUCUGGCACCAUGUACCUCAUCCCUGCAGAAAUUCACAGCAAAUUCAUCAUCCGGUUUACAGUGACCUCACAGUUCACUUCUGCCGAUGACAUCCUUAAGGACUGGGGCAUUAUUUCAGAAACUGCCUCCACUCUUUUGGCUGAGAUGAAAACCUUGAAUAAUGCUGAUAAGUCAAAAUCAAAGGAAGAUGAGGUGACAGGAGCUGAGCAACACCAGAAUCAGUCAAGUGCUUCCACUAAUAAGAAAGACGAUGCUGGCAAUUUUCAGGUGGAGCUGUGGAUCGACAAGGCGUGGAAUCGACCCAGGAGACCAAUGCGCUCACUUAGCUGCAGCAGCGAGCCUCUCCCGUGUACUUACAUUGGGCCAAUGCCUGGCUACGACUGUGAAACAAGACCCGGAUUCAAAAAUGCAGCAAGUGGCCUUCCCACAGCUGCACCAUCAGUGGCAAGAUCUGGUCCAGUGUUUGAAGUUAUUGAGAUGUCUUCAGAUCUCCCGGGCAAACAGGUCACGAAAAAGCUGACAAAGUUCUACAGUGUGCCCAGUUUCUGCAACCAGUGGGUCCAGUGUGGUCGGCCCCAGCUGUGCUGCCCUAUAAAGGUCUCACAGACACAGAAACAUUUGCCCUCCACCUGCAGAAGAAUGAAUUACAUGCCCACUUCUUCUCUAGCCAAGACCGCUCCAACCAACACUUCACUGGAGUCUGCACCUGCAGCUACACUCCUCUAAAAGCUCUGGAAGCAACGGACAGUAGUUCACACCGACAGGAAAGUUCUGCUAUUGAUAAUCAAGUUGUGUGCCUCUCAGCUGGAUGUGCUGGUGCUGAACAUGCACAGACAGACACAUUGAUGAUCACUUACAAUCAUGGUUUUUUUUCUUCCUUCUUUUAUUUCUUCCUUUAAAAUGGUCAUGUACCAAAUGUUUCCCACACAAGGUAAAGAACUCAUGACAUAUGUUGUAUAUACAUGCUGACUGUACAAGUUAUUUGUGAUUAUUUUUCAUCCUGUCCCCUAAGGCCAAAACAUGAAUUGGACGGUUUGACAAUCUAAUAAUAAACACUGAACAAAGAUCAAAGUCUGAGCGUUCCCUCUGCGAUGUUGCUGAAUAUCUCCUGGGUCAUGGGCACGUAGCCCGUAUUGUCCUGCAGGAAGAAUAAUGGGUCCUUGAUGACGGUGGGGUUGAAACCCUCUUCACCCAGCUUAACCUUCAUCUGCUUAUACGUGCCAGUCAACACCAACGCAUCCUGCCCCAGAAAAAACCUCAUGAAUAUUUAUGGUUGUUAAGACAUUUUCAUGCGUGUGUAAAUGUGACAGUCUGCGUUCACCUGUAUGCGUAUGAAACGUGGCCUGGCAUAGCUGGGCAGGUAAUUUUUGACAUGCUUGUACACAGCGUUGCCAUCAAAGUCCAUGUUUUCCUUCAGCUUCAGUGCUGCCAUUCCAAUCCUUCCCUCAUGUCCUAAACAGUAACAAAUUAAAAAAACAGAUUCAUUUCAGAGUUUUCUGUAUAUAUGUGUUUCUUAU
Messenger RNA from Cololabis saira (Pacific saury), 2858 nucleotides. It is a transcript of the gene hdc, whose product is annotated as histidine decarboxylase. NCBI's taxonomy places the organism in Eukaryota, Metazoa, Chordata, Actinopteri, Beloniformes, Belonidae. Gene Ontology annotation, molecular function: histidine decarboxylase activity; pyridoxal phosphate binding. The record is from RefSeq and is a predicted model, not a curated record. Bases 55 to 2067 code for a protein of 670 amino acids. The transcript is spliced from 12 exons. Gene Ontology annotation, biological process: L-histidine catabolic process; histamine biosynthetic process.